Molecule: messenger RNA, 459 nt
Organism: Capsaspora owczarzaki ATCC 30864
Lineage: Eukaryota; Filasterea; Ministeriida; Capsasporidae
Product: ubiquitin-conjugating enzyme E2N
Exons: 5
Coding region: 1-459 (152 amino acids)
Biological process (GO): DNA damage tolerance; protein K63-linked ubiquitination
Cellular component (GO): nucleus
Molecular function (GO): ubiquitin conjugating enzyme activity
Source: RefSeq, a predicted model, not a curated record
AUGGAAGGCGGUCUUCCCAAGCGGAUUAUCAAGGAAACCCAGCGACUCGUAGCAGAGCCUGUUCCUGGAAUCUCUGCAGAGCCGGACGAACAGAACGCGCGCUACUUUGGCAUCAAAAUCGAUGGUCCUCACGAGUCUCCGUUCGAGGGCGGUGUCUUCCGACUUGAGCUCUUCCUGCCCGAAGACUACCCCAUGGCACCUCCUAAAGUUCGUUUCCUGACCAAAAUCUACCACCCCAACAUUGACAGGCUUGGCCGCAUUUGCCUGGAUAUCUUGAAGGACAAAUGGAGCCCUGCCCUUCAAAUCCGAACAGUCUUGCUGUCAGUCCAAGCCUUGUUGAGCGCACCCAACCCAGAUGACCCGCUUGCAAACGACGUGGCCGAGCAGUGGAAGACGAACGAGCCGGCUGCUAUCGCGACUGCACGACAAUGGACUCGGCAAUACGCAACUGGCAAGUGA